Exaiptasia diaphana is the source of this 3782-nucleotide messenger RNA. RefSeq names its product short transient receptor potential channel 3-like. The transcript has 9 exons. Gene Ontology annotation, molecular function: inositol 1,4,5 trisphosphate binding; store-operated calcium channel activity; protein binding. NCBI's taxonomy places the organism in Eukaryota, Metazoa, Cnidaria, Anthozoa, Actiniaria, Aiptasiidae. The coding region runs from base 428 to 2836 and encodes 802 amino acids. Gene Ontology annotation, biological process: regulation of cytosolic calcium ion concentration; calcium ion transmembrane transport; manganese ion transport. Gene Ontology annotation, cellular component: membrane; cation channel complex. The record is from RefSeq and is a predicted model, not a curated record.
UCAGAAAGAUUUUCCUUGUAUUUGACCUUCAGUUCAUGGCAAGAGUCAUGUGACCUUUUGAACAACGAAAAGUUUGAUUGAUUAUCUAAAUUUUAGAUUUAAUCUCUUAGCAAUUAUUUUCUAGCAUUGAUAGUUGACAUAGUUUUUAUGUAAUUAUAUAAACAUAAAAAUAAGUAACUAAAGUCCGCAGUCCUCGUCCAAGUUCCCGGUGUUAAUUCAGCAGACAACACUUCCGGGAAAACCUGCUCACAAAAGGUCACGCAUCGCAUCCAGUAUUGUUUGAAGUUUGUAGAACUUUAGUGUACUACAGGGUUAAAUAUCUUCGGUGGGCUGUGAGAGGAAAAUGAAAACACCACGUCUUCUUUCUUGAAAGUGAUAUCAGAAACAAGAGGAAGCCAAGUUUGAGUUCGAAGUUCUCGUUUACAACAUGGCUUCAAUCGAGCCAGAAACCAGUACUGUUGUGACUUCAGUCCACCUUCAAGAGCUAACGGACCAAGCGCCACCGUCUACUGCAACACUGAUAACCGAACCAGACAACGAACUAUUACAAGCUGUUGAGGAAAAUGASGUGGCGAAGGUGAAGGAUAUAUUUGCGAAUAGACAAAAAGUCGACGUCAACUUCAUCAAUGCUUCGGGACAAACGCUCCUUCAAAUCGCUGUUGUUAACAGAUCGACAGAAAUCAUACAAAUCCUCCUGGAAAAUGGCGCUGAUGUUGGAAAUGCUYUGAUUCAAGCAGUYUCGGAGGAAUCACUMGAGUGUGUGAAGAUUUUACUSGAAUUUCAAGAGCUGCAGUCUAAUUACUCGUCCUCRUCGGACAGYAACAAUGUUUAUCGAGCAACACCUUUGAUUCUCGCCGCUAAAAACAACAGCUAUGAUAUCGUUAAAUUCCUUGUUGGUAAAGGACAUUUUAUCGAUGACCGUGACCUCCAUAACAGAGCUUGUGAGUGCACAAAAUGCGAAAGUGAAGGACGACUCGGGUGCUCUCUUCGUCGMCUCAAUGUUUACCGAGGACUGGCCAGUCCWACCUACCUSUCUUUGGCAUAUCUUAACCAUUCAACAGAUUCUGCUUUAGCAAAGCAAGACCCGAUAAUUCGCGCUUUUAUUCUGAACAAAAAACUUCUUAGUCUUUCUAAAACGGAGUACGAGCUUAAGGAUGAGUAUUUGGCGCUGGCUGAGCAGUGUGAAGACUUUGCUGUGUCUCUUCUCGACGAGUGUAGAAAUAUGUCUGAGAUUGAACAACUAAUGAGCAUCCCUAUACUGGAGGACAUGCAAUACGUCAAGAUUCUUGGACGCGAUGAUAUCUCCAAAAAACUCAGUGUUCUGAAUUUUGCAAUCAAAAAUGACAACAGAAAGUUUGUGGCACACAGCUACAGCCAGAUGAUGCUCAACUCUGUCCUCUACAAAGGAUUUCGAAAAUGGGAAAACUAUGGCGCCAUUAGAAAGAUAACUUUAAGCAUUGUAUAUACUCUUCUCUUACCAUUAUGGUCAGUUCUGUUCAUUUUCUGCCCAGAGCAUCAUUGGUCUAAACUGCUGAAUACCCCACUAGUGAAGUUUGUGGCUCAUACAGGAUCAUUUUGUAUUUUCCUCAUAUUGCUGUUCUUGUCUUCCAUUCAAGACAGGUUUGAUAAUCCUUUGCAGGUAUCUUUUUUAGAUUGCCUUCUGAUCAUCUGGAUCACCGGUCUUGCUGUGGAAGAAGUGAAAGAAAUCAUUCGYCAAGGAAGAAAUCGAUAUUUGUCUCAGUUUUGGAAUAUUGUCACCGUGUURAUGCUUCUGCUUUUCUUUAUUUCUGCUGCUCUCUGGAUAAGUGGAUACGCAAUGUCCAAAGAAGCCUCUUGGGCAAUAUCUCUCAAAAAGGCUCUUGGGUUAUCAGAAGAUGCUUUGAAGUCCUACCAGUUAAUUCUGAGUUCCAAUAGCUGUUUUGCUGUGGGGUAUCUACUUGCAUUUCUGCAUAUUUCCAAUGCGCUCCAAGUGAACUCAGUGAUGGGUCCUUUGCAACUGUCCUUGGUUAAGAUGACCAGAGAUAUUCUCAAGUUUUUCUUUCUGUUCAUUUUGAUCUAUGCUGCUUUUACAAUGUCCAUCAGAAAGGUUUAUUCACAAUAUGUGUGGGCAGAGAGUGUGGUUGGUAACCAUACUUUAAAGGACGAUGGUUUUGCAAGUGUUCUUGGCAGCAUGCGACUGAUGUUUUGGGCGGUGUUUGAUAAAACCGAACUAUCUCAAUUCGAAACAAAAUCAUUCCCUUCCAAAAUAACGCAAAAUACUGGUGAAUUCCUGUUUGCAUUGUUUAACAUUGCCACCUUACUGGUUGCUAUAAACAUGUUGAUAGCUAUGAUGAGCAACUCAUUUCAGUCCAUCGAGGACAAUUCAGAUAUCCACUGGAAGUUUUCAAGGACGCAUAUGUGGAUGCAGUUCAUCGACAAAGGCAGCGUACUUCCUCCUCCGUUCAACAUUGUCCCAACUGUAACUGAUUUUCUACAUCUGUUUCGAUUAUUGUUCACUAAAUGGUGCAAAUGUUGUCCUCAGUGCAAAUGUUGUGGUGAUAGAGGAAUGGAUGUUUUUGAAAGUCAACAUAACAACAACGAUUCCUAUCGGAGAGAAAAGUUAAUAAAUCACUUGAUCCAGAGGCAUUUUUACCAUCUCACAAAAGAACGCGAUACAGGGAAGAAGUCUGAACAAGUUAGUCAUAAACAAGACGAACUCAAUGCUUUGACAAGUCGCCUUGAAAAGUUCAUGGCAAAGCUGGAAGAAAAGGUACAACAACGAGAGCAGACCACAGAACAAGACUUUGAAGCUGAAGAACUCUUGAAUCUUCGGAAGAAAUUGAACAGGAAAACGUAAUUGAACUGACCAGAAAAGUUGCGUGAAACAGAUACCACGUGUUAAAAGAUGGACCAAAGUCCCGCAUAUAUCUGSAAGUGACCACGGCACUUCAGAUCAGUUGAAAACUAGAUCCAUUUUUGACAAACAAUCAUUUAAACACGGGAGCUGAUUGGGAURAAAUGACUGAAAAAAGACACACGUGUGGUUGUUAGUUGUAGGACUUCUGAAAUAGCCUCGAUCUCUCUUCUUUUGGGAGGGACAGGAAGCCCGACAAAAGGGGAGGCUGCGAAGGAGACUACGAUCUGCACAUUGACGAAAAAACUUAUGAUCUAGCAAUAUAUUAAUGUUUUAUUAUGGAAUGAGCUGCAUUCGAAUAUCAAAUAACUAAUUGUUUUUAUAGUAAUCCUAUAGAUGAAAUUUCAAAAUGUUUUGGGACAGAUAUCAGCAUCAAGACUGCUGGUGUUGACGGCAGAUAACCGACGAAUGUACCAGUCGAGAAUUAAAUGGUCGAAAAUGAAUACUAGUAGAGAUAUUUUGAAAUAAUGGAUAGUGGCAUUCUAUUCAGAAAAUGGGGUCUGCUCAGAGAGUGUGUUUUUAUAGCUAGAGUAUGUUCAAUAAGUAUCGGUUCAAUAGCAGAAGUGCAAAACUGUCAAUAGCCAAUGUGCGCGGGCGACAUCUUGGAUAUUGCCGUGGAAUGAGACCUGCUCGCUUUAUGCGUCUUCGAUAUAGCACAGUUUUCUCAAAUUUUCUCGGAACCGCGAUGGGUAAAAAGUUGCUAGAAAAUUGGCUGUUGUCAUGAAACCUUUUUUUGUUGUUGUUGUUGGGCAUUUUACAAGUUCGAGUCGGGGAGCAAGAAAAUUAAGUUCUUUUUAAGACGUCAUGCUGGUAGACUAUGGGAGGUUUUUUGAUUUUUAUAAAGAAGUAAACAAAGAAUCUGCAUGCAUAAUUAAAGUAUAUAUUGUUA